Phascolarctos cinereus (koala) is the source of this 4962-nucleotide messenger RNA. The record is from RefSeq and is a predicted model, not a curated record. NCBI's taxonomy places the organism in Eukaryota, Metazoa, Chordata, Mammalia, Diprotodontia, Phascolarctidae.
UGCUUGCCAAAAAGACUGUUUUAUGGAGAACUCACACAGGGCAAAGGUUCACAUGGUGGUCAGAAGAAGCGGUACAAGGACACUGAAGAUCUCUUUUAAGAAUUUUGGAAUUGAUUGUGUGACAUGGGAGACACUAGCACAGGACCGGGACCACUCAGCAUGGCAUGCCACAUCAGAAAAGGUUUAACUUGAAGACUGACUUCAGCACAGGAGCACCUACGUUUGUAUCAAUGGUUGGGAAAAGAUAGUGACCAGAAGCAAAGGUUGGGAAAAACAUCUCGGUGUAAUAAGGAAGAUGAGUAUGCUAAAACCAAGUGGGCUUAAGGCCCCUAGUAAGAUCAGUAAGCCUGGAUCUACUGCCUUGAAGACACCUGCUGCUGCUCCAGCGCCAGUAGAAAAGGCAGUAUCCGUUGAUCAGACAUCAAGUGCACCAUCCCCUGAGACUCAUGAAGAGUUUGUGGAUGACUUUCGAGUUGGGGAACGUGUUUGGGUGAAUGGCAACAAGCCUGGAUUCAUCCAGUUUCUUGGGGAGACACAGUUUGCACCAGGCCAGUGGGCUGGAAUUGUGUUGGAUGAACCAAUUGGCAAGAAUGAUGGAUCAGUGGCAGGAAUUCGGUAUUUCCAGUGUGAACCUUUAAAGGGCAUCUUUACAAGGCCUUCAAAGCUGACGAGGAAAGUGCUGACAGAAGAUGAAGCCAAUGGCAUGCCGGCUGCCUCUGCUUCCAGAGCCACAUCCCCUCUCUCCACUUCCACGGUCAGCGUGGCAUCCUCAUCUCCGGCUGCACCUUCCCCCAGCAGUAUACCCCAUAAGGCUUCCCAGCCCAUAGCUAAGGAAUCUGCUACUACUACUCAGAUCAGCAACCUCACCAGAACAGCUAGUGAGUCCGUCUCCAACCUUUCAGAAGCUGGGUCCGUAAAGAAAGGAGAAAGAGAGCUGAAAAUUGGUGAUCGAGUCUUGGUUGGUGGCACAAAAGCUGGGGUAGUACGAUUUCUUGGGGAGACAGACUUUGCCAAAGGAGAAUGGUGUGGUGUGGAGUUGGAUGAACCUCUUGGAAAGAACGAUGGAGCAGUUGCUGGAACAAGGUAUUUUCAGUGUCAACCCAAAUAUGGUUUGUUUGCUCCUGUCCAUAAAGUGACAAAGAUUGGCUUCCCUUCUACAACACCAGCCAAAGCCAAGGCUGCCGCUGUGAGGAAAGUGAUGGCAACUCCAGGCAGCCUGAAGCGUAGUCCUUCGGCCUCCUCUCUCAGCUCCCUGAGUUCUGUAGCCUCCUCCGUAAGCAGCAAGCCCAGUCGUACAGGAUUAUUGACUGAAACUUCUUCAAGAUAUGCCAGGAAGAUCUCCGGCACCACCGCCCUCCAAGAGGCUCUGAAGGAGAAGCAGCAGCACAUCGAACAGCUGCUGGCUGAGAGGGACCUAGAGAGGGCGGAGGUGGCAAAAGCAACAAGCCAUGUGGGGGAAAUAGAGCAGAAACUAGCUCUGGCUCGGGAUGGACAUGAUCAGCAUGUCCUGGAAAUGGAAGCAAAGAUGGAUCAGCUGCGAGCUAUGGUGGAAGCUGCUGAUAGGGAGAAGGUGGAGCUUCUCAACCAACUAGAGGAAGAGAAAAGGAAGGUUGAAGACCUUCAGUUCAGAGUGGAGGAGGAAUCUAUUACCAAAGGCGAUCUUGAGCAAAAGAGCCAGAUAUCUGAAGAUCCUGAGAAUACGCAGACCAAACUGGAGCAUGCCCGCAUUAAGGAGCUUGAACAAAGCCUGCUCUUUGAAAAGACCAAAGCUGACAAACUCCAGAGGGAGUUAGAAGACACUAGGGUGGCUACAGUUUCAGAAAAGUCUCGUAUUAUGGAGCUAGAGAGAGACUUAACAUUAAGAAUACAGGAAGUAGCUGAGCUUCGAAGAAGUUUGGAGUCCAGUAAACCAGCUGGUGAUGUGGACACUUCACUCUCUCUUUUGCAAGAGAUAAGCUCUUUGCAGGAAAAAUUAGAAGCCAUGCAUAUUGACCACCAACAUGAAAUAAUUUCUCUAAAGGAACAUUUUGGAGCCACAGAAGAAAGUCAUCAAAAGGAAGUGAAGGCGCUUCAUGCAGCAUCUGAAAAGCUCUCAAAGGAGAACGAGUCUUUGAAAAGCAAGCUUGACCAUGCUAACAAGGAGAACUCUGAAGUGAUAGCUCUGUGGAAGUCGAAACUAGAAUCUGCCAUUGCUUCCCAUCAACAGGCAAUGGAAGAACUCAAAGUUUCAUUUAGCAGAAGUGUUGGGUCUGAGACGGCGGAAUUUGCUGAGCUAAAGACACAGAUUGAAAAAUUGAAACUAGACUAUCAGGGUGAAAUAGAGACUUUGAAAUGCAAACAAGACUCGGAACGGUCUGCUCAUGCUAAAGAGAUGGAAAUCCUUAAGACUAAGCUGAUGAAAAUCAUUAAAGAAAAGGAGCAAGGUUUAGAAGGCCUCAGACUCCAGAUGGAAAAAGCAGAAGACCAACAUCUAGUAGAGAUGGAAGACACAUUAAACAAAUUGCAGGAAGCGGAAAUAAAGGUAAAAGAGCUAAAAGUACUGCAAGCCAAAUACAAUGAACAAACCAAGGUUAUUGAUAAUAUUACAACCCAGCUCAAGGCUACCGAAGAAAAACUCUUGGACCUUGAUGCACUUUGGAAAGCCAAUUCCGAAGGUAAAUUGGAAGUGCAAAAACUUAGCCAGCAGCUUGAGGCAGCUGAGAAACAAAUUAAAAAUUUAGAGAUGGAAAAAAUUGCCACAAGUGGCAAGGCUAGUCACAUAACAAAAGAACUACAAGGGAAAGAGUUAAAGCUCAUUAAUCUUCAGAAAAAUUUGAGUGAAGUGAGUCAAGUGAAAGAUGAUUUGGAAAAAGAGCUUCAGAUUUUGAAAAAAAAGUUUGCGGAUGCUUCAGAGGAAUCAGUGGAUAUUCAACAAAAAAUGCAAGAAACGCUAAAUAAACUACACCAAAAAGAAGAACAGUUUAGUGCUCUGUCUUCUGAUCUGAAGAAACUGAAAUGUAACUUGUCAGAUAUGGAAAAGAAAUUUAAAGAGAAGGAUGAAAGAGAACAGCAGUUAGUAGAAGCAAAGGAAAAACUAGAAAGUGAAAUUGUGGAAGUCAUGAAGAUGUCGGGAGAUAAUUCUUCCCAGUUGACAAGAAUGAAUGAAGAACUUAGGCUGAAAGAUAAAUUUGUGGAAGAAUUACAGCUACGGCUUUCAAAGGCAAAUGAUGAAGCCGCUUUUCUGCAGAAAAGUAUUGGGGAGGCAACUCUGAAAGCUGAGCAGGAUCAGCAGAAUGUAAUUGCAAGGCAUGAGGAAGAAAAGAGGGAAUUACAGAACAAAGUAUUAGAUCUGGAAAGGCAAAUUGAGGUAAGCCAUAGCGAAUGCCAGGACCUCCAGGCAAGGCAUGAAAAAGCCAAUUCUGAGAAAGUCAUAGAACACGAAGCAGCUGUGCUCAGUCUGAAGAAAGCUCUGCAGGAUACUGAGGGAACCCUGAAAGAAGCCCAGAGGAAGAACAGUGAUUUACUGAAGGAGAUGGAAGAACUGAAAAAGCAAGCCGACAAAGCCAAAGUUGCCCAAACAGCAGAAGAUGCUAUGCAGCUGAUGGAACAGAUGACCAAGGAGAAGACUGAGACUCUUGCUUCCUUGGAGGAUACCAGGCAAACAAAUGAAAAACUAAAAAAUGAAUUGAAUGCACUUAAAGAAAAUAACUCCAAAAAUGUUGAAGAAUUGAACAAAUCAAAGGAACGUCUCACAGCAGAGAACCAAAAAAUGGAGGAAUUCAGGAAGGAAAUAGAAGCCUUGAAGCAGGCAGCAGCUUGGAAGUCCCAACAGCUUUCGGCAUUGCAGGAGGAGAAUCUCAAACUUGCUGAGGAGCUGGGAAGAAGCAGAGAAGAGGUCACGAGUCAUCAAAAGCUGGAGGGCGAGAGAUCUGUACUCAAUAACCAGCUGUUAGAGAUGAAAAAGAGAGAAUCCGUGUACAAAACAGACACUGAUGAAGAGAGAGCUUCCUUACAGAAAUCCAUCAGUAUUACUAGUGCCUUGCUCACAGAGAAGGACGCAGAACUGGAAAAACUCAGAAAUGAGGUCACAGUGCUCCGGGGAGAAAAUGCUUCUGCCAAGUCUCUACAUUCAGUUGUUCAGUCAUUAGAAUCGGACAAGGUGAAGCUGGAGCUGAAGGUGAAGAACCUAGAGCUAAAACUUAAAGAAAACCAGAGGCAGCUGAGCGGCUUUGGAGGUAAUUCUGAAGAGGAAGAAAGAGCUCAAGAGAGUCAGCAAAUGAUUGAUUUCCUGAAUUCGGUAAUAGUGGAUCUUCAGAGGAGAAAUCAAGACUUAAAGAUGAAGGUAGAAAUGAUGUCAGAAGCUGCUCUCAAUGGGAAUGACCUGAAUAACUAUGACAGUGAUGACCAGGAGAAACAGUUCAAAAAGAAACCUCGCCUUUUCUGUGAUAUUUGUGACUGCUUUGACCUCCAUGACACUGAGGACUGUCCCACCCAGACCCAGGUGUCAGAAGAUCCUCCCCAUUCCACACACCAUGGCAGCCGGAGUGAAGAGCGCCCCUACUGUGAGAUCUGUGAGAUGUUUGGGCACUGGGCAACCAAUUGUAAUGACGAUGAGACCUUCUGAUGCCCCCCACGCCAGGAAUGUUAUCUUUUUCAGAUGCACGCACACUUGGACAGUGUAACACCAGCAUUUGUGAGUGCAGACUUCAGGAACAGUCACAUUAUUUUUUGACCCCUUCAACUCUUUAAAAGAAAAAUAUUUUGAUCUUCCAUGAACAACCCUUUUUAUUCUUUCUUCAAGCUAAAGUUGAAAUAAUAAAUAGGUGACUUGUCACCUCUUAUUUGUCUUCUUUAUGUGUUUGAUAUUUAAUAAGACAUUUGCACCAGAUGCCAUUAUGUUAAUUAUCCAUAGGGAAACCUCAUGGAGCAGAGAACUAUCCUUAUGUUAUCUUAUUUAAAUAAAAUUUAAAAUUAUGCUGUUAA